AUUUUUAUGGGCAAACCUAGUACAGUACAUAUACUUGGUUACUGAGAAACAAGAUGAUUCCAGGUACUGCCUCCGGAACGAGAAACUCAAAUACCCAACUGUAACGAUCUUCUCUCCUCUUCUGUGUCUUAACUUUUUAUCUGAGAGCCAAACCUCACAAUACAUGCGAAAAACCUCCAAUCUUUUAAAAAAGAAAAAAAGGGCCAGAUGCUGCUGCUCCACAGUUACAGCUACAGCUCUAGCUCCGGAGAAUUUACUCAAGAAAGUCUCCACAACUCGAUGCAUAACCUAAGCUUGCUUCCAAACCUUCAUUCUCCUUUCAAAACUAGGGCUUUUCUAGGGUUUAACCUGCACGACCCUCGCUUAGCAAAAAGACAGCAACGCUCUUUGCACUAUGUUGUACCCUCUCACCUGGACCUUGAUACUAUGGUAAGUUCACAUGCCCACCAACAGAAUCUGGAGGGAUCUAGGGUCCUACUAGGAUUUAAGCUUCAGUGCCAUUCUAGAGCAUUAGCUCUCCCAGCACAAAGUUCUUCACUCAAUAGUAGGAAAAAGAAGUAUGGAGGUGUAUUGCCUUCGAUUUUAAGGUCAUUGGGUUCUGAAAAUGACAUCGAAAAGACCCUUAAUUCCUUUGGUGGGAAUUUGAAUCCAAAAGAACAGACUGUUAUUCUCAAAGAACAGAUCAGAUGGGAAAGAGUAAUCAGGGUUUUUGAAUGGUUCAAGUCGCAGAAAGGGUAUGUCCCCAAUGUAAUUCACUAUAAUGUUGUGCUUCGAGCAUUGGGUAGAGCUCAGAAAUGGGAUGAGUUGAGGCUUUGUUGGAUUGAAAUGGCAAACAAGGGCAUUUUGCCAACGAAUAAUACAUAUGGGAUGCUCGUCGAUGUGUAUGGGAAAGCUGGGCUUGUGAAAGAAUCGCUUUUGUGGAUUAAGCAUAUGAGACAGAGGGGACUUUUUCCGGACGAAGUUACGAUGAAUACGGUUGUUCGGGUGUUAAAGGAUGCAAAAGAGUUUGAUAGGGCUGAUAGGUUUUAUAGAGAUUGGUGUGUUGGGCGAGCUGAGUUGGAUGAUCUUGAUUUGGAUUCUAUAGUUGAUUCUGUAGACGAGGGCUCUGCACUUGUUAGUAUUAAGCAUUUUUUGUCAACUGAACUUUUCAAGACGGGUGGGAGAAUUUCUGCUCCACAAAUUAGGAGUGCUUAUGAUGUGGAGAAUUCUGUUCGGAAGCCAAGACUUACAUCUACAUAUAACACCUUGAUUGAUUUGUAUGGAAAGGCUGGGCGACUUAAAGAUGCAGCUGAUGUGUUUGCUGAAAUGUUGAAGUCUGGGGUUGCAAUGGAUACCAUUACUUUUAACACUAUGAUCUUUACUUGUGGAAGCCAUGGAAAUUUGUCAGAGGCAGAACUUUUGUUUACUAAGAUGGAAGAAAGGGGCAUAUGUCCUGACACUAAAACUUUUAACAUCUUUCUUUCUUUGUAUGCUGAUGCUGGGCAGAUUGAUGCAGCUCUCCAAUGUUACAGGAAGAUUAGAGAGGUAGGCCUUUUCCCUGAUAGUGUUACUCACAGAGCUGUGCUUCAUAUAUUAUGUGAGAGAAAUAUGGUUCAAGAUGUGGAGACCGUGCUUUUGGAAAUGGAGAGAUCAGGCUUGCGUGUUGAUGAGCAUUCUAUUCCUGGUGUUGUUAAAAUGUAUAUCAAUGAAGGAUUGCUUGAUCAGGCAAAAUCCACUUUUGAAAAGACUCAAUCAAAUGGUGGGUUGUCAUCAAAGACGCGUGGAGCAAUUAUAGAUGCUUAUGCUGAAAAGGGUCUUUGGGCUGAAGCUGAGGCCGUGUUCUUUUGUAAGAGAGAUUUGGUAGGACAGAAGAAGGACGUUUUGGAAUACAAUGUCAUGGUCAAAGCUUAUGGAAAGGCAAAGCUUUAUGAUAAGGCCCUCUCUCUCUUCAAGGACAUGAAAAAUUAUGGGACAUGGCCAGACGAGUGCACCUAUAAUUCUCUCAUUCAAAUGUUUGCUGGAGGUGAUCACGUGGAGCAAGCAAGGGAACUGUUAGCGGAAAUGCAGGCAAUGGCCUUGAAACCUCAUUGUUCAACCUUCUCUGCUGUUAUUGCAUGCUACGCUCGUCUUGGACAACUUUCUGAUGCUGUUGGUGUCUACCAAGAAAUGGUAAGAGUAGGAGUACCUUCAAAUGAAGUGGUGUAUGGAUCUCUAAUCAAUGGAUUUGCAGAGUCUGGUAGAGUUGAAGAUGCUCUACAAUACUUCUGCCAGAUGGAAGAAUCUGGGAUUUUGGUAAAUCAAGUAGUGUUGACAUCCCUGAUUAAGGCUUAUGGUAAGGUGGGGAAUCUGGAAGGAGCAAAAGCAAUAUAUGAGAGGAUAAAGGAUUCGGAGAGUGGUCCAGAUAUUGUCGCGUCAAACAGUAUGAUCAACCUCUAUGCAGAUUUAGGGAUGGUUUUUGAGGCCAAAUUGCUUUUUGAAGAUUUGAGGGACAAGGGUUGGGCUGAUGGGGUUUCAUUUGCAACGAUGAUGUACCUUUACAAGAACUUGGGCAUGUUCGAUGAAGCUAUUGAUGUUGCGGAGGAAAUGAAACAGUCAGGUUUAUUAAGGGACUGUACUUCAUAUAAUAAGGUAAUGGCUUGUUAUGCCACUAAUGGGCAGUUACGUGAGUGUGGUGAAUUGUUGCAUGAGAUGAUAACUCGGAAGCUCUUGCCCGAUCCUGGUACCUUUAAAGUAUUAUUCACUGUAUUGAAGAAGGGAGGUUUUCCGAUUGAAGCAGUAACACAGCUAGAGUUAUCUUACCAGGAAGGAAAACCUUAUGCUCGACAAGCUGUCAUCACCUCACUUUUCUCUUUAUUGGGUAUGCAUGCUUUUGCAAUUGAGUCCUGCGAAAUCUUAGCAAAAGCUGAUGUGGUUCUUGAUUCUUCUGUCUACAAUGCUGCUAUAUACGCUUAUGGGGUAUUUGGGGAAAUUGACAAGGCUUUGAACAUAUUCAUGAAAAUGCAGGAUGAGAACCUGGAACCCGACCUUGUAACAUUUAUAAAUCUGGUAGGUUGUUAUGGAAAAGCUGGCAUGCUUGGGGGUGUGAACCGGAUUUACAGCCAACUAAAAUUUGGAGAGAUUGAACCCAGUGAAUCCUUGUUUAAGGCAAUAAUUGAUGCAUAUAAAAAUGCCAACAGACAUGACCUUGCUAAUUUGGUUACCCAAGAGAUGAGAUUUGUUUCCGACUCCCAACUAUCAUCUGAGUCUUUAACUGAAGACGAGUCAGAUGGCUUGCAACAAGCAUCUGAUUCUGAAACCGUAGAUGAAUAUGAUGAAAUUUCUUCAGUUAUUUAGAAUACACAAUUAUUGUUGGUUCAAAGUGGGAGGCUCCCUUUGGUGGACACUGUACAGAAGCAGCAUUUUGCAAGCUUUGAAGAUUGUGUGUUCAUACUCAGAAAAGGAAUAUAGCACAUUAGUGGAUUGAUGAAAGACUCUAUCGAACAAGGUUCUGGUUUUGAACGAGAUAUGUAAUCUUGGGAUAGUCCCUUGUAAAACUUUAUGAACUUCGCAAUAUGUAAAUACCGAAUUUUGCCA
Molecule: messenger RNA, 3552 nt
Organism: Carya illinoinensis
Lineage: Eukaryota; Viridiplantae; Streptophyta; Magnoliopsida; Fagales; Juglandaceae
Product: pentatricopeptide repeat-containing protein At1g73710
Exons: 1
Coding region: 208-3312 (1034 amino acids)
Molecular function (GO): protein binding
Source: RefSeq, a predicted model, not a curated record